Messenger RNA from Puntigrus tetrazona (Sumatra barb), 1179 nucleotides. RefSeq names its product gap junction protein alpha 8 paralog b (gene gja8b). Lineage: Eukaryota; Metazoa; Chordata; Actinopteri; Cypriniformes; Cyprinidae. The transcript has a single exon. Gene Ontology annotation, biological process: cell communication. Gene Ontology annotation, cellular component: connexin complex. The coding region runs from base 1 to 1179 and encodes 392 amino acids. The record is from RefSeq and is a predicted model, not a curated record.
AUGGGUGACUGGAGCUUUUUGGGCAACAUCCUCGAGGAAGUAAACGAGCAUUCGACGGUAAUCGGUAGGGUGUGGCUCACGGUCCUCUUCAUCUUCCGAAUCCUCAUCCUGGGCACGGCCGCGGAGUUCGUGUGGGGCGACGAGCAAUCGGAUUACGUGUGCAACACGCAGCAGCCGGGUUGCGAGAACGUUUGCUACGACGAGGCCUUCCCCAUCUCGCACAUUCGCCUGUGGGUGCUCCAGAUCAUCUUCGUUUCCACGCCUUCCUUAGUGUAUGUGGGCCACGCCGUCCACCAUGUCCACAUGGAGGAGAAGCGCAAGGAGCGAGAGGAGGCUGAGCUCAACAGGCAGCAAGAGAUGAACGAGGAGAGGCUGCCUAUCGCGCCCGAUCAGGGAAGCGUCCGUACGGCCAAAGAGACGAGCACAAAGGGCAGCAAGAAGUUCCGUCUCGAGGGCACUCUGUUGAGGACCUAUAUCUGCCACAUUAUCUUCAAGACUCUCUUUGAGGUAGGCUUCGUGGUGGGCCAGUACUACUUGUACGGCUUCCGAAUCCUGCCGCUCUACAAGUGCAGCCGCUGGCCGUGCCCGAACACGGUCGACUGCUUUGUCUCGAGGCCUACCGAGAAAACUGUGUUCAUCAUCUUCAUGUUAGCCGUGGCCUGCGUCUCGCUUUUCCUCAACUUUGUCGAAAUCAGCCAUUUGGGCCUGAAAAAGAUCCACUUUGUGUUUCGUAAGCCGGUGAGGCCGCAAGUUGAGGGACCAGGGGCUUCCGAGAAGGCCUUGCCUUCCAUAGCGUCCUCCUCCAUCCAGAAAGCCAAAGGCUACAAGCUGCUGGAGGAGGACAAAGCCACGUCGCACUUCUUCCCCCUGACUGAGGUAGGGGGCAUGGAAGCUGGCCGGCUUCCGGCUCUGUAUGAGCCGUUCGAGGAGAAAACGGAUGAGGCGAGCGCACCUAAGAAAGACGUGUCUAAGGUGUACGACGAAACGCUGCCCUCCUAUGCCCAGACGACCGUGAUAGGGCCGAGCGCGGUGGCGGGAGUUGUACGCAGGGACGAAGACGAGGACGAGUUGGCCAUCGAAGCAGAUGUGGAAGCCAGCGAGACGAUAGAAGACACGCGACCGCUCAGCAGCCUGAGCAAAGCCAGCAGCCGGGCAAGGUCAGAUGACUUGACGGUAUAA